Messenger RNA from Magnolia sinica, 3824 nucleotides. RefSeq names its product histidine kinase 5-like. Gene Ontology annotation, biological process: protein autophosphorylation; phosphorelay signal transduction system. The transcript has 13 exons. Lineage: Eukaryota; Viridiplantae; Streptophyta; Magnoliopsida; Magnoliales; Magnoliaceae. The record is from RefSeq and is a predicted model, not a curated record. Gene Ontology annotation, molecular function: histidine phosphotransfer kinase activity; phosphorelay sensor kinase activity. Bases 630 to 3695 code for a protein of 1021 amino acids.
AGAGAGUAUUUUAAAAGCCGGAACUGAAAUCGAUUCCUCUGCUUCAUUCAAUCGAGAGAGCGAGAGCAUCAAAGGCAAAUGCAACUCGCCGUUUCAUGUUAUCAGAAAAAUUAAAAAAAAAAAAAGAGUCGACAUUUCCAGCAAUAUUUUGACCUAUACAGCACAUGCCUUUCUAAAGGUUCUUUCCCCCUUCUCUGUUCUCUCUCUCUCUCUCUCUCUCUCUCUGAAUUCUGUCGCCCGAUCGGCUGCUUCUAGACCUUUCUCUACCCGCAUUGCAAUCGCAAGAACAGGAAGGAAGCAUCCGACUGUUCUCAGCUUUCCUUCCAAGUCUUCUCUCGACCGUUUGGUGCAUUGGAUUUGAUAUCUUCUUGGAAUGCGUGUACCAGAAUUGACUUUCAGGUUAUUAAGUUUGAUUCUAUAUCUUCAAUUAAAGAGAGGCCGCGGCAGAACGAUCACUGCAUUCAGAUGUUUUCCAGAAGACCGGUUAACUCUGCCAAUGAAGUGGGCAUGUUAUAAAGAUUUAAUUCAUAUCCUAAAUUUCUGAUGCUACAGGAGUGUGAUCAAUGUUAUUUUUAACUCAAGGUUAGGUUAUGGAAGGGUGUAUGUGAUGUAAAAUUUUAGUUUUUUUCAUGGUUAGUGAGAUGGGGGAUGAUUAUUCUGAGGAUAUGGAUGUUGAAAUCCUGCCUUCCAUGUGGCCCGAAGAUCUGAAAAAUGAAUCUGGAAAGCAGUUUAAUGUAGAAACGCCUGGGGUGGAUCAAGAUAUGUUGGAGGAAGUUAUAAUGAUGGAGGACCCUUCAAUUGUGGAUUUUAAGCGCCUUUUAGAGUUGACUAAUUAUAGUGAGAAGGGUUCCUCUCAGUUGGCAUUCCUUGUAAAGCAUUGGGAGUAUAGGCAAGCUAAUGCCUCUCUCCUUCUCAAUGAAGAGAUUCGUAUCCUAAGCAAGCAAAGGCAGGAAGCUGAGCUCAAGAAACUAGAGAUACUGGAGCAACAUCGAUUCGAGGAAGACAAAUAUGCCGGAGACAAGCGAGCAGUUUCCAUAUUGGAUGAAUCAUAUGACAUAUGGGAAGCUCUACCCUGCAGGAAGAAUGAUGCCAUUCGACAUAAUGAAAAGCCUGAAGUAGAUGCUGAGUAUGACACAAUCAUGUACUGGAAGCAGCAGGCAAUGCAAUUGGAGAAAAUGUUGGAGGCUAGCAUCCAAAGGGAGCAUGCUCUUGAGGAGAAGUUGCAGGAAAUCAUAAAGUAUCUUGAGAGACAGUCCUCACCAGUAGAAGAAUUGUCUCAGAUUUUGAAAAGAGCAGACAACUUUUUGCAUUUUGUACUGCAAAAUGCACCUGUUGUCAUUGGCCAUCAGGAUAAAGAGUUGAGGUAUCGGUUUAUCUAUAAUCAUUUUCCAAGUUUGCAAGAGGAGGACAUUAUAGGUAGAACUGAUAUUGAAAUAUUUUCUGGAGCUGGGGUUAAGGAAUCUCAAGAUUUCAAGAAAGAAGUAAUGGAGCGGGGUUUACCUGCAAAGCGGGAAAUUACGUUCGAGACCGGGUUAUUUGGGUCAAAGACAUUUUUGAUACAUGUUGAACCAGUAUUUUGCAAAGCAGGGGACACAAUAGGUGUAAAUUAUAUGGGGAUGGAUAUAACUGACCAGGUUAUAAAAAGAGAAAAAAUGGCAAGACUUCGGGAACAGAUAGCUGUUCAAAAAGCCAAGGAAAAAGAACUCAAUAGAACAAUUCAUAUAACAGAGGAAACAAUGAGGGCAAAGCAAAUGCUAGCGACCAUGUCGCACGAGAUAAGAUCUCCACUUUCAGGUGUUGUUAGUAUGGCUGAGAUUCUUGCCAACACAAAAUUAGACAAAGAGCAACGACAGCUGUUGGAUGUAAUGCUCUCUUCUGGUGACUUAGUGUUGCAACUUAUUAAUGACAUUCUGGACCUUUCCAAGGUUGAGUCAGGAGUUAUGAAGUUGGAGGAUACAAAGUUUCGGCCAAGAGAGGUAGUAAAGCAUGUACUACAGACUGCUGCAGCAUCAUUGCAGAAGGAACUGACCUUGGAAGGACAUGUAGCAGAUGAUGUUCCCAUGGAGGUUAUUGGUGAUGUGCUAAGGAUUCGUCAAAUUCUUACCAACUUGAUCAGCAAUGCUAUCAAGUUUACACAUGAAGGAAAGGUUGGAAUAAACCUUCGUGUAGUACCUGAACAAUAUUCUAGACGUGGAGAGGGACAUCAACAUGCAGUUUCAGUGAAAGAACUAACAGAAGAAACUUCUUCCAAAGCAUCUCAAAGUAGCUGCUUCCAAGAAAGCAUAUGCCAUGGGGAAGAUAAUAAUCAAUAUAGUACCACUGAAGAUGGAGUAAGAAAAUCAGUAGAAAUCACAGCUUUGAUGGAUGAAGACAACGAGAAGCAUCAGCAUCCGCAUGACACAAUAGUAUGGCUAUGUUGUGAUGUAUAUGACACAGGAAUUGGGAUACCAGAAAAGGCGUUACCGACAUUAUUUAAAAAGUAUAUGCAAGUCAGUGCAGAUCAUGCUCGAAAGUAUGGAGGAACAGGACUUGGCCUUGCCAUCUGCAAACAACUGGUGGAGCUGAUGGGGGGUCAUCUUACAGUGACCAGCCGAGAGAAAUAUGGAUCAACAUUUACAUUUGAAUUGCCUUGUAAAAUUUCUCUGAUGAAGGAGCCUUCUGAUCACUCAGAUGAACUCUCAGAUAUGGCUGAUCAUGAGGCAGUUUCUGAUGCCAACACCGAUGAAACCAACAUUGGUUAUUUCCAUUUUCAACCAAACAAAUUGGGUUCUAUGACAAGGACCAAGAACCUGCCAUCAGCCAGCAAAUUGUAUAAUCCUCUAGAAAAGCUAAAAGGUUUAUCACAGGAAUCCUACUCAUUUCCUUCUAAUAAUUGCGAGUCAAGAGACCCAACUUCAGUUGAGCAGGCUCGUUCAAUUGUUGGUGCUCAACAGAUAUCAUCUGAACUUGGAAGUUUGGCGAGGCAAGACAAGGACCCACAUGAUGAAAAUCGAACAGGUCGAGCCAAGCAACGUCAUGCUGCAAAUGGCCUUGUUAUGAAUAGAUAUCACAAAUCUAGCCCAGAUUCCAACACUGUCCAUAGUGGCAGAGAUUCACAACAUUGUACGAGGACAUGCACAGAGGUAUCUAACAAGGCUGAGAAGGGUUGUGAUGGCAAGAAUGGAUGUCCGAGCCAGAUGCAUGAGAAAUCUGAUGGAAGCCUCCAGUGCAACUCUCAUAGCCGUCUGGAAGUAUCUGAGUCAAUAUCGCAGCCCAAAAUUCUCCUAGUGGAAGAUAACAAGAUCAAUGUAAUGGUGACACAAUCCAUGAUGAAGCAGUUGGGCCACACCAUAGAGGUUGUGAAUAAUGGAUUAGAAGCAGUUCGUGCAGUUCAAUCUUCUAGAUAUGAUCUCAUCCUGAUGGAUGUUUGCAUGCCGGUAAUGGACGGCCUUCAAGCCACAAGGUUGAUCCGCUCUUUCGAGGAAAAUGGAAACUGGGAUGCGGCUGUAGAGGCUGGCAUCGAACCACCAACAUCCCAUGGUGUUGACGGAAUGUCAUCCUUGAAGAGGAUCUCUAUCAUUGCGAUGACGGCGAAUGCAUUAGCAGAGAGUGCGGCAGAAUGCCUUGCAAAUGGUAUGGACUCCUUUGUAUCAAAGCCUGUGACAUUUCAGAAACUGAAACACUGUUUGCAGCAUUAUCUUCCUUUAAAUCUGUAAAUUGAUGCUAGUGUAAAGAAAAGAAAGAGAUGAAUGUAAUCCAGCAAAGUUUUUGUAAUCUAUGUAUCAAUGUUUUUGUCAGCUGAUUGAUAUUUCCUGCUGAAUAAAAUAGUCAAAUGACUCCUGCUG